Oncorhynchus kisutch (coho salmon) is the source of this 473-nucleotide messenger RNA. Its product is annotated as lectin. The transcript has 4 exons. Bases 27 to 473 code for a protein of 148 amino acids. Lineage: Eukaryota; Metazoa; Chordata; Actinopteri; Salmoniformes; Salmonidae. The record is from RefSeq and is a predicted model, not a curated record.
AGAGAGAGAGACAGACAGAAGACAAGAUGAAGGCCCUACUCGUUCUGGUGAUGAUGUUCCUCGGGGCCUCUGCCCACCUCUGCCCGAAGACCUGUGCAGAUAAUUCAACAGUUAAACUACGAGAGAAUUAUGCUAUUGAGCCAUGCACUGGUCAUGUUGCUUGGUACAAAUUGGGCUCCUACUGUGUUAAGCACAUCAACCAGAUGUUGGACUAUACGUCAGCUGAGAAUCACUGCAAAUCUGUGAAGUCUGGUGCUCAUCUGGUAUCAAUCCACAAUGCUGAGGACAACAAUGCCGUGGAUGAAUUCAGUCAGUGGAGCAGCCGACAUGACCCUCGCAUCUGGCUCGGUGGUCAUGCAGUAAAUGACCCUUCACAGGUGUUAAUAAUCAUAAUAACUUUACUUCCGGCGCCGACAGAGAUGACCCACAUAGGGGUACAGGAGUUCCGGGAGGUGGGCUUGUUGCCUUUGUAG